AUGGGUGAAUAUGACAACGAGUCAGGAGGUAAACGAAGGUUCUCACUCACAGAGUGCAGAGAACAAGAGAGGCUCCUUCCCAUAGCGAACGUGAGCAGGAUCAUGAAGAAGGUGUUACCAGCGAACGCCAAGAUUUCAAAGGAAGCAAAAGAGACGAUGCAAGAGUGUGUAUCAGAGUUCAUCAGUAUCAUAACAGGAGAGGCGUCUGAUAAGUGUCAGAAAGAGAAGAGGAAGACAAUCAACGGUGAUGAUCUUCUUUGGGCCAUCACCUCACUGGGCUUCGAAGGGUACGCGGAGACCCUCGAGGCUUACCUUCACAAGUACAGGGAAAAUACUACCAUCAUUGGGAGGCAGCACUGUGCUCAUGCUGCUACCCAUCUUCUAUGA
Molecule: messenger RNA, 387 nt
Organism: Abrus precatorius (Indian licorice)
Lineage: Eukaryota; Viridiplantae; Streptophyta; Magnoliopsida; Fabales; Fabaceae
Product: nuclear transcription factor Y subunit B-3-like
Exons: 1
Coding region: 1-387 (128 amino acids)
Biological process (GO): regulation of transcription by RNA polymerase II
Cellular component (GO): CCAAT-binding factor complex
Molecular function (GO): DNA-binding transcription activator activity, RNA polymerase II-specific; protein heterodimerization activity; RNA polymerase II cis-regulatory region sequence-specific DNA binding
Source: RefSeq, a predicted model, not a curated record